GCAUAUUACUCAGUUUCUUACCAAGUUCUUCAGUUUCUAAGCACAAACAGCACAGUACUGUUUUCUUGUAAUGUUGAGGCUGAUUGGAAGUUUAAGCUUCUUAUGGCUACUAAUGGUCAUAUCCACUAUGGCUCAAAGCCCUCCUGUGCUUGAUAUUGGAGGUGAAUCUCUUAGAAGCGGUGUAGAAUACCUUGCAGACCCUGCUGUGGCUGAUGUUGCCGGUAGUUUAACUCUAGUGGCUCGCAAUGGAUCUUGCCCGUUUUAUGUUGGUCAAGAAUCUGCUAGAUCCGGUCGAAUAGGCAUUCCAGUCAUCUUUACACCAAGAAAUCCUCAAGAGACUAUCAUCACUGAAUCUACAGAGGUCACUGUUACAUUUUCAGGGGUUUCAACUUGUGUUGGAAACACUGCAUGGACUAUAGGUGGCGAAGAUCCACAGACGAGAAGGAGAUUUGUUGUGACUGGAGCUGAACCAUCCUACUUUCAAAUUAACAGCAGGAGACUAGGAGGUUCCUAUACUUUCCGAGGGUGCCCACAAUGCGUCGACGAACCAGAUUGUGAUAGGCCAACGUGUGGAACUGCUGGUAUUCUGAUUCAAAAUGGAACGAGAUUUUUAGUCCUAGAUGGUCCUGAGUUUACUUUUAUGUUUGUAAGGGUUAAUUAGGUUCAUUCUCCAUAACAAAAAUAAAUAUAUAGAUAUGGCAUUUUGUCAUUGUAAUAAAAUCAAGCCUUUCAUGUUUAGAAGGGCACAAGUUGCUGAUUAUCCUCAGCAAAUAAAUGGAGAUCUUUCUUUCCUUGUGUCA
This is a messenger RNA of Populus euphratica (Euphrates poplar), 800 nucleotides long. RefSeq names its product miraculin-like. Lineage: Eukaryota; Viridiplantae; Streptophyta; Magnoliopsida; Malpighiales; Salicaceae. Gene Ontology annotation, molecular function: endopeptidase inhibitor activity. The coding region runs from base 71 to 661 and encodes 196 amino acids. The transcript has a single exon. The record is from RefSeq and is a predicted model, not a curated record.